This is a messenger RNA of Clonostachys byssicola, 624 nucleotides long. Lineage: Eukaryota; Fungi; Ascomycota; Sordariomycetes; Hypocreales; Bionectriaceae. The record is from the annotation of a GenBank genome assembly.
AUGCCUCCUCCAACCCCAAUUGACAGGACGCCGGUCAUCGACUUUGAUUCCCAACAAGAAUCUAAAUUAAUCAGCGCCUUCGGAGUAAAAAAAUGGGAAGGUCUGAGGGCACGCCAGGGCCUGCAACCUUGCCACUUCAUAUCCGCCGAGGCCAUGAAGAGAAUGGGGCUCUCCGUACCACUGAACAGCGAGCAGGAGAUCACUUGGUGGUCCCAAAUUCAGACUGAGCAGGCCAAGAAAGUUCGUUGCACGGUGGUGCCGUCCAUUCCACAGGGCAUCGAUCUUGCUUUUGGUACUAGCAGCGACGAUAAUCGGUUGGAGGCGCCGGGGGCCACUUACUCUCAAGCCGGCCCGAUUCAACAGGCCGAAACUGAAAUGGACGACACCCUCGAUUCUAACCUUCUCUUUCGUACGAAGAUUGCAUGUGAAAUCAUUCGCUGCGCUAUCCGCGAAGUAGUGGAUGGUGAUCCAAGUCCUACUCAGUCAAGCCUAACGGAACACGCGCGUGUUGCUGCCGAAGUAAUCCGCACUCCCAUGGAGAUUCUAUUGAAUAAUAAGAAAGACGACUCCCAUGGCCCAGGUGUGAGCUGUUAUAGUCGAACUCAACCGACUAGUGAAGAUUGA